Messenger RNA from Diorhabda sublineata, 1725 nucleotides. RefSeq names its product RNA-splicing ligase RtcB homolog (gene RtcB). Gene Ontology annotation, cellular component: nucleus; tRNA-splicing ligase complex. Gene Ontology annotation, molecular function: RNA ligase (ATP) activity. The record is from RefSeq and is a predicted model, not a curated record. The transcript has 7 exons. NCBI's taxonomy places the organism in Eukaryota, Metazoa, Arthropoda, Insecta, Coleoptera, Chrysomelidae. Gene Ontology annotation, biological process: tRNA splicing, via endonucleolytic cleavage and ligation. Bases 112 to 1632 code for a protein of 506 amino acids.
AAGCACAGAACUGUUUAUGUUACAUUAGUAGUUCAUUUGUCAAAGUGCCGAUAAACAUAUAUAUGCAAGUAUUACAAUAAAUAUUGUUAUAAUUAUAAUUAAUUUGUAAAAAUGGUGGUAAGACAAUACCAACAAGAACUUGAAUAUAUUGAAAGACUAACUCCAUAUUCAUGGAGAAUAAAAAAAGGAUUUCAACCUAACAUGAGAGUUGAAGGUAUCUUUUACGUAAAUCAAACUUUAGAAAAACUAAUGUUUGAUGAAUUAAGAAACGCUUGUAGACCUGGAAUGGUAGGAGGCUUUUUACCAGGAGUGAAACAAAUUGCAAAUGUAGCGGCUUUACCGGGAAUAGUCGGCAGAUCAGUAGGUUUACCGGACGUACAUUCUGGGUACGGUUUUGCCAUUGGAAAUAUGGCUGCUUUCGAUAUGAACGACCCAGAAUCUAUCGUUUCUCCGGGAGGUGUAGGUUUCGAUAUCAAUUGCGGUGUAAGAUUAUUAAGAACAAACUUAUUCGAAGAAGACGUAUACCCGAUUAAAGAACAAUUAGCCCAAAGUUUAUUCGACCAUAUACCUGUUGGCGUCGGUUCUAAAGGAAUAAUUCCCAUGAAUAGCAAAGAUCUUGAAGAAGCGUUGGAAAUGGGAAUGGACUGGUCGCUUCGAGAAGGUUACAUAUGGGCGGAAGAUAAAGAACAUUGCGAGGAAUACGGUAGAAUGUUGAACGCGGAUCCUUCGAAAGUGAGCUUAAGAGCGAAAAAAAGGGGUUUGCCACAGUUGGGUACUUUGGGUGCCGGUAAUCACUAUGCGGAAAUUCAAGUUGUGGAUGAAAUUUAUGAUAAAUGGGCUGCUAGUAAGAUGGGAAUCGAGGAUAAAGGUCAAAUUUGUGUUAUGAUUCAUUCGGGAAGUCGUGGUUUCGGGCAUCAAGUCGCCACCGAUGCUCUUGUUCAAAUGGAAAAAGCCAUGAAAAGGGAUAAUAUCGAAACGAAUGAUCGGCAAUUGGCUUGUGCCAGAAUCAACAGUACGGAGGGUCAGGAUUAUUUGAAAAGUAUGGCUGCCGCAGCUAAUUUCGCUUGGGUUAAUAGGAGUUCCAUGACUUUCUUAAGUAGACAGGCGUUCGCCAAAAAAUUCGGAAUGGCCCCAGACGAUUUAGACAUGCACGUAAUAUACGACGUAUCUCACAACGUCGCCAAAGUUGAAGAACAUAUAGUAGACGGUAGACCCAAAACUCUUUUAGUACACCGGAAGGGCUCCACGAGGGCUUUCCCGCCCCAUCACCCUCUUAUACCAGUCGAUUAUCAAUUAACGGGACAACCCGUAUUAAUAGGAGGUACUAUGGGUACUUGUAGUUACGUUCUAACAGGUACCGAACAAGGAAUGUUGGAAACAUUCGGUUCUACAUGUCACGGAGCUGGGAGGGCUUUAUCCAGGGCGAAAUCUAGAAGGAACUUGGGUUAUACUGACGUUUUACGUAAAUUGGAACAAAUGGGAAUAUCGAUUCGUGUAGCGUCGCCCAAAUUAGUUAUGGAAGAAGCUCCGGAAUCAUAUAAAAACGUCACCGACGUGGUGGAUACUUGCCACGCCGCCGGUAUUUCCAAAAAAGCCAUCAAAUUGAGACCGAUUGCUGUGAUCAAAGGUUAAAAAUAAUUAUAAAUUGAGAACUGAUUUUUUGUGACACUAUGUAUUUUUUUUUUUCAUUUCGAUCUGUAAAUUCUCAAUAAAUUAUUUAAAUUA